GGUUCGCGACUCGUGUGCUUCGUAGUUCGUUCAUCGUAUCGUUGUUGCAUAUCGGCGUCAAACGCUCUCAGUACUAUAGCGCGUUUCUUAGCGCUAGAUCUUUCUAACCUAAAAUAAAACGGUAUUGCUUCGUAUUUAUACCUCAAUAAUCCAAUUUUAAUACUCAUGUUUUCGUAGAUUUUAUUUUAAUAUUUUGUGUGUGUUGAAACGCCUAGUCAAGGCGUUCGUGAAGUGUAUUUUGUGAAAGAUAAAGUUAUAAAAAACGGCAAGCUGUGGGGUUCAGGGGCCUUUUUUUUGCCGCCGCAGGGGAUGUACUAUCCUGUGAGUAACGGCAAUGUCCUCGACACAGGAACACCGACCCUACUGCACAUGGUGGGAACGGGAAUGGCAAACCCGUUUCCCGCUGCGGCGGCGGCGGCGGCUGCGGCUGCUCAGUUCGCAGCCAACGGAGACCUCGCGGCGGCCAAGGCAGACGCCGCGGCGCAGCAGGCCUCGCUUGUCAAGAGCGAGGGGCCCCCCGCGCCCGCACCUCUGCCACCCUCCAACUUCUCUCCACAACCGCCCUCGCAGAACCACACACAAAACUCAACGGACACACUCAACAAUAGCACGCAAAGUGAAGGCGAGUCGUCGGAUGAGAGCAAGUCAGUGAACGUGGCGGCGGUGGUGGCGCAGCAGCAGGCCGCGGCCGCGGUGGCCCAGCAGGCGGCCGCCGCUCACGCCGCCGCCGCCGCCGUGAGCGCCGCCGUCGCCAGCUCCGACAAGAACCUCGUGCCCGUCUCGCAAGGCUCGCAGCCAAAGCGUCUCCACGUCUCCAACAUACCGUUCCGCUUCAGAGACCCCGACCUCAGAAACAUGUUCGGGCAAUAUGGCACGAUACUUGAUGUAGAAAUUAUCUUCAACGAACGAGGCUCGAAGGGAUUCGGUUUUGUAACAUUCGCAAAUAGUGGUGAUGCGGAGCGAGCACGAGAGCGUCUUCACGGCACCGUGGUUGAGGGCAGAAAGAUAGAGGUUAAUAAUGCUACAGCCAGAGUGCAGACGAAGAAACCUCAAGCAGUGCCAAACGUGUGUGUCCAGUGGCCCGAAGGGCUGCGGGUGUCGGGCAUGACGUGGCCGUGGCUGGGCGCGACGCCGGCGGCCUCCCCCGCGCCGCCGCUGGUGCUGGCGCCACGCGCGGCGCAGCGACGCAGCGUAUAUUAUGACCCCUUCUUAGCAGCUGCAGCUAGUGCUGACUCGAAUUAUAGACUACAGAUGGAUGAGAUUGAUCAGCUUGUGUCCGUAAGAGAGCGACAGAUGACUGGGGGUGUGUUGUUACAGACGGCGAAGCCGGCGACCGAGGCGGCCGCGGCGGCAGCGGCUACUGCCCCGCUGCUGAAGUCCCCGCUGACGAGCGCACAGCACGCCGCGGCUGCGGCAGCCGCGGCCAACUACGGAGCGGCCGCGCGAGCCGCCGCAGCAGCCGUCUCCGCGCAGACCACGCCCGCCGCGCUGGCGCCGCUGGCAGCCACGUACGGAAGAGAGUAUGCUGAUCCUUACUUAGGACACAGUCUCGCGCCAGUCACAGGCUAUGGAACCGCAGUAUACCGGAGCCAUUUCAACAGGUUCGCGCCGUACUAGGUCCGUGGACGUGUCAGCUAGCGACUCACGUACUCGAAUAUUUGCCGUCGUACUCACGUAUCAUGACAGUGAACUCUCUUUGUAAACGUUUCUAAUGAACAGGGCGACAGUGUCGGCCAGACUCAUAGUUAGUUAAGGUCCUCCCGAGCGAUGGGGCUACGGAACAAACAUACCAAAGUCGUUUCAACUUAUCAUUCAGAUAGUAUAAGUUCGAUUGUUAUAUAAUUGUCGUAAUGCGUAUACAAGUGCGGGCGGUGACACUCACCCGACGUUCAUUACAACUUGUUCGUAUAUUAAUAAUAAUUAUUAUUAGUGUCGUUUUGGAUACCUUCAUAUUGUUGCGAACGGGUUCCCUAGCGUAGUUGUUAAUUCGUACGGUUGACAAUAGUUUAUACCUUGUAAAAAUAUUUAGUGAGCUUUGCCCUUGCAUAUCAUAGUGAAUUUGUAAAUAUAAUACAAAAAUACACAUUUUACUAAACUAAAGCGUACGUUAUGAAUUAAUGUGUGGAACAAAAUUUGUAGCUUUACUAAUUCGAGAUUUCCUAACAGGUUAUCAAAUAUGGCUUUCAAAUUGACACCUUUACGCGAACACAGAUCGAAUAUUUUGCGGUUUAUUAUUAUUGUAAUAAAUAGUGUAUUCAUUGUGUAAUGCAUUUAGGUUCUGCCCCCUUUCCUCACCGGUACUACAAAUACUCCCCCACUUGUGCGUAUAAAUGUUUACUUUGUACUCUCGAACAUUUUGUGGUGCGUUUUCCAUUUUGUGCCAUUUGUUCGGUUGUUAUAAUAAUAUACUGAUACCAUAUUCAAGUAAGUAUAACUUAAUGUAAUAAGUAGGAUUCAUAGCUCGUAGAUCAAGCUCGUAACAAAAUGAGUAGUGACCGGCUUUACGAACUCCUCGUAACAUUGCUCAAGUGUAAGAUAAUCGAAUCGAACUUGUUUGCAAUUGAUAUGUUACGCACUUUUUGUAUUCAGCUUUCCUGUAUUCAUACACAAAAUAUACGGUAGAUAUAUUGAAAUUUUCGUUGACUGCUUGUUGUAAUUCAAUGUCAGACGAUCUUAAUCGCUAAAAUAUUAGGCACAGCUUUCACGGGUCGCUAGUAAAUAUUACACUGUUAUAGACAGUAGGUAAGUUAACAACUAACUAAAUUAGAUUGUCAAAUAUUUUUGUGACUAAGACGGUGUAACUUUACUGAAUCGUAGGUGUAUGCUUUAAAUGUAGCGUGUAAGAAAAAAAGAAUUACUCCGUGGAGUUCUUACAUAUCAUUGAGAUUUCUCCUGUAACUUAUGUUUUUAAAAACUAUAUUUUGUCGAAGGUUUCUAAUUUUACAGUGUCCAAACAUUGACUUGAUUUGAACAAUUAUUAAUCUUACGGGUCCAAGCCGCUUAGACUUCGUAACUAGAUUUAACAUAUUUCAUUAGGAUUGUAAAAUAUUUGUAUUGAUUCGCUCAACAUUUAUACCAAAGCACAAUUACCCAUCGAUUCGUACGCAAUCUGAGCUCUUGCGUGUCAUUGGUUCUCUUUCAUUAGAUUUAAUAGUCUUUCUUCGAGAAAAACUUCCGAAUCUUGGAGUCGUGGUUUAGUACUGAGAGGACGUCAUACUAACGUAAAUUAAGGAUAGAUCUGAUGCCACUCUAUCAGGUUUAAAUUAUCACUUAUGAUAAAUUUAUUUUGAAUUUCUUACUGAGUAUUUUUUGCUAAAUAUUAGCUGUAACGUAAUAAGGUUUUUUUUAGUACUGUAACCUGAUUGGAGUUACUGUAGCUUUGUAGCACACACGUGCUAAUAGUAUGUACAUUUUUUAAUAUCGCUUGUGAUCUUUAAACGUUUGUUACUCCGUUUAGUGAUAAUGAGUGCGGGCGCGAUAGCUGAGGCGGAUCCACGUUUCUAUCAUUUGCUAGAUCUGAUCACCGGAUCGAGAAUAUAGACAUGUGGAUUCGGCCUUAUAUAGUCUGGAAUCGCGGCUGAAGCCGGAUGAGUCUCGUACACUAACUAAGAGCUAACGGCCCCGACAACUGCUAACACACUAGGUGCCGGUCGCCGGACACUUCGUUCACUGUCUGAGCCUAGUGCCGGCCGCCGAAACAAUAAUCCCAUGACGUUUUUCUUGAAAGUUCUAGUCUUUUGCGCACAAUUAUAUAGAAAUAAUGGUGCUUUUUCUUAAAGAUUUCAUGUGAUAGCUACGAAUAAUUUGAUGUCCGAUUUGAUUGAGUUCAAUGGUAAGUUUUAUCUAUAGGGGCUGACGUAAGCUGUUUUGUGUCAUAUUAUCUCGAUCGAUCGUUUGUUCGUAAUUAUUUCGCUCGUCCAGUGGUGCCGCUGGCUUAUGUUGUAGGUUAUUUUUACUUUACGGUAGUCCACUCCAGUUGCAGCUUUGAACAAUAUCGUGCUUUAUUGCUAAAUAAAUACUCAAGCAUCAUUUGUAUGUAUUUGUAAGGGGUCUUUAUUUUAGAGUUUAGAUAAUUUUACUCAAUUCUACAAUAAGUACAUCAACUGAAGUACAUGUGAUCCUAUUGAUUGAUUAUUAUUUUAUAUUAGUUUUUAGUUAUCGAUAAAGAAUGUCACAAAUGAUCGUGAUUUUUUUUUUAUUAUUUUACUUGUACGUAAAAAAUAAACAGGGUGUUUAGGGUGAGUGUGUUUUGAAUGCUGGCUAUUUGCAAUGAUUUAUAUGUUAUACUCCCGAUGCUAAACUACCCUGUUUAUUGAAUAGCUCUCUCUACGUUUACAAUUUAAUGUCUUUUUAUUGAUUUAAUCUAUUUUUUUCGAGUUGAUUUUAAUGCAAUCUUUAUUUACAAAUCACACGAAAAAAUGAAUUGUUACUAUUUAAUUUUUUUUUUUUUUUGAUUUUUACAUGGAGAAAAAUCUGAAUUUACAUUACAUAUCUGACAAAAUGGUUAGUGUAAUACGAUAAGAUUUUGAAAUGAAAUCAUCAAAAUCAAAAUGUAUUAUAAUUAUUGUAAUCGUUAAUUAAGUAUAAUAAUUGUAUUUUUUAACGAGAUAGUUUCUCUAUGAAUUGUUAUCGGUCGCGAUUACUAUAAUUUCAACGCGCUGUGCACAAACAAAUUUUAGUCGGCUUGAUUUAACUGAUUGCUUGUAAUAUGUAAUGCGUGCGUGCGUGCGUGCAUGCGUGCGUGCGGGCGUGCACACUUGGAGCCUUAAGCUAUCUAAUCACAGAGCCUUUUAAACGUGCGAUCUAUAUAUAAUAUAUUAGGUGCAAGCCCACCACGAUAAUACCGAUGGAGUAAUAUUGUUAAAGUAGUUUGUUGUUAAGUAACACUUGUUUGUCUAUUGCACUCGACGGCGCCGCUCCAUUAGACGCAUAGAUGUAUUCUGAUGUUGAACUGUGUCUCGUUUCAGCAUCAAUUCGAUACAGAUAACGGCAUAUUUACUAGUUUAAUGUCAUAUUUUUUUAUAAAGCAACGACGCAACGCAACCUUCGCCUCUGGUUCUGAGUGGUCACUAUAUGCUAAUUAGUGUUGCUUGAAGAGUAGCGACGAAUACAGUCCACUAAAGUAUACGGCGUAUCAACCUGUGCUCAGUACUGUAUUCGGUGAUUAAUUUCGGUUGAUCAGUUGCAUACUUUAGCAGCUUGUAUUUGUGUGGUGGGCUAGUUGUUGCGUGGCAAUGAUGCGUUGCGUGCGGGGGCGAGAUCGCGGCUUGAUACACACACACACACCCAUGUGUGAUGUUAGACCAGUAUUUAUGUAUCGUGCUCAAUUUCCGUGUUUUGUAUGUUCGUGUAAUGUUAAAAUUUAACGUUUUUUAAAUCAUUGGAAUAGAGUAAUUUGAAAUCAACUGUUGUUAUAGUGUAACCUUGUUAUUCAUCUUAACGCCAUUAAUUUAACUUAUUUUAGCUAUCACACUGUUUAACGUCAUUUUAACAUUACGAAACAGUUCGAUAGAUAUUGACUAACGGUCGAUUUCAAUAACCUAUCUAUCCUUAGUUUAACUUACUAGAGGUAGACAACUCUAUCCUUUUACUUACAUUUCAAUAACCUAUCGACAGAUAGGAUUGGAUUAUAAUUAUGGAUAGAUAAGAUCUUGUCAUCAAGCGGUGAUAGCAAUAUAUCCGUUACUAGAGAUUCGUUAUUGAAAACGGCCGUUACUCUAGCUACGGAUAUAUUGCUAUCACCGUUUAAUGAUAACAUCUCAUGUAUCCAUAGUACUCAUGUAUCCAUAUCCAUGUCCAAAAUAGUUAUAGUCCAAUGCUAUCUGUCGAUAGGUUAUUGAAAUGUAAGUAAGCGUAAAAGGAUACAUAUUUAUCUACCUCUAGUAAGUUAAACUUAGGAUAGAUAGGUUAUUGAAAACGGCCGUUAAUGAACGAAUGGCGUUAUUAUGGAUGAGAGGGUAGAUGUCUUCGUCUUCCGUUCGACACAUUUGAUAGGACGAGCACGUUCCGAGGCGCGGCUCGUAAGUCGCUCUAAUAAAUUACUGUAAAUUGUUCGGACCAUGUGCACAGCCAGCUCUUUCAUACGACUUGUGAUAAUGAUACUGAAUUUUUUGGUGUGCGAUUUUAUAAAUAGAUUGCAGAGCUAAUUUUCUCUUUUAAAUGUAAAUAUAUUUUUUGUCAAAUGAAAAAUGUUGAAUGAAGUAAAUCAUUAUAGCCUCCGGCAUUGUGUACUCAUUUACGUUAAUAAUAAAUUAAAGAAUAAAUUG
Messenger RNA from Leptidea sinapis, 6266 nucleotides. RefSeq names its product RNA binding protein fox-1 homolog 1-like (gene Rbfox1). Bases 310 to 1617 code for a protein of 435 amino acids. Lineage: Eukaryota; Metazoa; Arthropoda; Insecta; Lepidoptera; Pieridae. Gene Ontology annotation, cellular component: nucleus; cytoplasm. Gene Ontology annotation, biological process: regulation of alternative mRNA splicing, via spliceosome; nervous system development. The record is from RefSeq and is a predicted model, not a curated record. Gene Ontology annotation, molecular function: mRNA binding. The transcript is spliced from 14 exons.